AUGAAAAUAUUCAUCACUGGUGCCACUGGAUUUAUUGGCGAAGAAGUUGCAUGUGGUUUAAGAAGAAAUGGACAUGACGUUCUAGCAUUAGUUCGAAAUACUGCUAACAAUGCGACAGUUCAACGAUUAAUUCAACAAGAAGUGCAAAUCAUUCAAGGUGAUCUCCUCCAACCAGAAACAUACAAACAUUCAUUACAAGUUUGUGAUAUCAUCAUUCAUUGUGCUGUUGAUAUCACAAAUUAUGGUGAAGUUGAUAGCAUUGCUGUUGACACCAUCCUUUCCGCAUGUAGUAAAACCAAUGAUCCACAGCAGCUAGGAACAAAGAAGAAAAUCUUCUUAUAUACAUCAGGGAUCAUGUGUUACGCCGAACAACUGCAAAAAUUGCUAACUGAAGACGAUUUGACAUUGACUGAAGGAUGGCUUUUACAUGAACGUCAUAUCAAUGAACAGAAAGUGUUACAUUCAACAAAUGUCUACGGUUGUGUCAUUCGUCCAGCUUGGGUAUAUGGCAAACGAUCGAAACAUUUCAAUCAAUAUUUUUUACAAACAAUUAACAAGCCGGCAACCAUUUUAGUUACGCAUCCAAAUAAAAGUUAUUCACAAAUUCAUAUUGAUGAUCUUGUCCGAUUUUAUGUUUUGGCUUGUGAAUGUUCGUCACCAGAAAUAUUUAUUCAAUCCCAAAUUUACAAUGUUGCUGAUGACAGUCAUUAUACAAAUUUUGAAAUAGCACGGGCAUUUACAAAAUCAAUGAAUUGGACUGGCCAGCUAAUACCAGAAGACGAAUGUGAAGAAGAAAAAAGUGAUCGAUGGAAAUUUCGAAAUCGGACAAUUCUUGUUGAUUCAACAAAAGCUAAAAACAAUUUUGGAUUCAAAUGUAAACAUAAAUUAAUGUUAGAUGAUGUUGAAAUAUUGAAAAAUAGCUCUUUAGCACUGAACACCACCAAUCAACAAAACAAUCAAUAA
Messenger RNA from Rotaria sp. Silwood1, 963 nucleotides. NCBI's taxonomy places the organism in Eukaryota, Metazoa, Rotifera, Eurotatoria, Philodinida, Philodinidae. The record is from the annotation of a GenBank genome assembly.